Molecule: messenger RNA, 4135 nt
Organism: Neolamprologus brichardi
Lineage: Eukaryota; Metazoa; Chordata; Actinopteri; Cichliformes; Cichlidae
Gene: dennd2b
Product: DENN domain containing 2B
Biological process (GO): positive regulation of ERK1 and ERK2 cascade
Source: RefSeq, a predicted model, not a curated record
GUCUGUGAGAGAAAGGAGAGGGGAGGCAGGAGGGCUUUUUCCUUUUUUCCUCCUUUUCUUUUUUUUCUUUUUUUUUCUGGUCGGUUUUAGUUGGAAAGACAUGAGUCGCAGUUUAUUGAGAAGGGCAGGUAUCCGGCAGAGCCAGCCAAAGUUUUUCACCGUGUAGACGAACGGGAUCUGUGCGUCGCAAAGGGAUUAUAAUCUCAAAAUACCAGCAGCCAUGGAUGUGAGGGCAAACUCGGAGGUGAGCGGGUGGUUUGCAGACGAACAUGACUGCCAACAAGAGUUCAAAGGCUGCUCCUCGUGCAGCAGGAGGUAAAGCUCCUCGGGACGUCCCUGACAGGUGCCAGUCUACAUCACCGUGUCCUGCUCUCUCUGCCAGCCAGCGGCAGAGCCAGCAGCCGCUCCUCAGCGACAGUGAGAACUCUGGCAAGCAGAGCAGGUACGUCAGAACUGACGGCAGGUUUCUGCUACGUGGUGGAUGGAAUAACAAGACAGCUAGCCUGUGCAGCGGUGCAUCUCUCACAAGUGAGCCUGACUGCCAGGGCCGUCUAACCAAGUCAAAGAGCAUCAGCUGCCUGGAGAACAGGCUUUCCAUCUACAAGCCUCCAGCUCAAACCAAGUCCUGUCAGGAAAGUCAGGGCGCACAGGAGCAGAAGGAGAAACAAGGGGAUCUCGCUCCAGGAGAUGGACUUAAUGGUAGGACACUGAGCUGGAGCACGCUCUCACUGGGACCUUCCUCUUACCAAGGCCACAAGCGCGCCCUCUCUCUCACCUCUUCAGCAACAGGUGUCCCCCCUGCCACAAUCCGCAAGAAGAUCUCAGAAUGGGAGUGCAGAAGGGUGUCUCUGCCUAGGAUGAGCUUGUGUCUGGACAAAAGAGGAGGGGAGCGCAUAGGGAGUAGCGAGGGCUGCCCGAGCCUGCUGUCUUCUCCCUGCAGCGAGAAGACUUUUGACUUUAAGGGGGUUCGCAGGAUGAGCACGGCAUUCUCUGAAUGCUCCUUCACAGAGACGGAGGAGGAGGAAGGAUUUCCAGACAAAAACGGACGUUUCCAGAAAAGGAUCGGCAAGACAGACUCUACGGGACCGUUUGUGCGCUCCCUGUCUACUCGCAAAGAGACGUCAGCAGUCCUCAACAGGAUACAAAAGAUCGAGCAAGCCCUGAAGGAGAAUCCCAGCCCACCCCCUCCACGUUACCUGAGUAACUGCUACGCGCCGGAUAAGACGAGACAAAAGUCCUUUGUGAUAGGGGACGACCUGGACAGCACAUGUACCAGUAAGCGCAGCAGCAUUUGUUCAGUGAACACUGAACCGGACACCGCUUUGGUGCCCGACAAGCUCUCUAAACUCAGACAAAGGUUUAGUGUGAGCUCAGCCAGGUCCGAGAGCCCAGAACCACCGAGCCAAAAGAACUCUGUUAGCACACCAGUCAACCCCUUACCUAAACCCAAACGCACUUUUGAAUACGACGCCAAUCGAGACCAGAAGGGUGCAUCGUCGACCAAUGGACUACCUCCAGACAGAGCCUCUGAGUCUCCGCCGCCGCUGCCCUCGACCCCUGCACCCAGCACGACACGAACGGCAAAGACCGAAGGAAGUGCCCCCAUCAGAAUCCAGGACAGAGAGUCGUGUGAGUCGGAGGAUGCUGCCAGCUUGCCGUCUUCAUAUCCGUCCUCGCCCACGGAGAAUGGCGCACUGACCACAGACGCACGGAGCCGACCCAAUUCCAAAAGCACUUUAGAGGAGAAUGCCUAUGAGGACAUAGUAGAGAAGGAGAAUCCAUAUGAGGACGUCGACCUGAAGCGGCGGAGUUUGGGCCGUACGUCUCGUCUGUUGGAGAACAACCGCUCUUGGUCCGUCAUGGACAGGAAGCUGAACUCUCCGCCUCAGCUGCCUUCCAAACCCAGCAGUCAGUCCCUUCACUUGCCUGCUCCGAGCGACAGGAAAAGCCAUCGGAUGUCGCAGCUGACCAAACGCUACAGCCACGACGAAAUGCUGCUUCUCCCCCAGAUUGGUGUAUCACCUUCACCUUGCGGCCUGCUGGAUGAUAGCCUCUGUAGCACAACCGAUACCCUGCCCUCACACAGGCACUGGAGGAUCCCCAAGCUGGUCCAGAGGAUCAACUCCAUUUACUGCACUAAACGUGGGAAGAAGAGGUUGAAGAAGCUUUCCAUGUCUAAUGUUGAGACUGCAUCUCUGAGAGACGACAACAGCGAGAGCGAGAGCGACUCAGACGACAGGUUCAAAGCUCACACCCAGAGGUUAUUAAAGUUACAGUCCAUCCUGCGACGAGCCCCGAGCUAUCGAACGCUGGAGCUGCAGCUCAUCGAGUGGCAGGAGAGAGAACUCUUUGAGUACUUUGUGGUUGUUUCUCUGAAAAAGAAACCCACCAAGAACUCCUACUCCCCAGAGGUCACCUACCAAUUCCCCAAGCUGGAUAGGCCCACCAAGCAGAUGAGGGAGGCAGAACAGAGGCUCAAAGCCAUUCCCCAGUUCUGUUUCCCAGAUGCCAAAGACUGGAGUCCGGUCUCAGAGUACAGCAGCGAGACCUUCUCCUUCAUGCUGACUGGGGAGGACGGCAGCAGGAGGUUUGGGUACUGCAGGCGCCUGCUGCCAACUGGGAAAGGACCUCGCCUUCCUGAGGUGUACUGUGUCAUCAGCAGGCUGGGCUGUUUUGACUUGUUCUCUACAAUCCUGGAUGAGGUAGAGAGACGGAGAGGCAUCUCAGCAGCUCUGGUCUAUCCCUUCAUGAGGAGUCUGAUGGAGUCCCCCUUUCCUGCUCCAGGGAAGAUCAUCAAAGUAAAAACCUUCCUUCCCGGUGCAGGAAAUGAGGUCAUUGAGUUGAGGCGGCCCACCGAUUCCCGACUGGAGCACGUGGACUUUGAAAGUCUGUUCAAGUGUCUCAGCGUGCGGCAAGUGAUUCGCGUCUUUGCCUCGCUGCUGCUGGAGCGGAGAGUCAUCUUUGUGGCUGAUAAACUCAGCACCCUGUCCAGCUGCAUGCAUGCUGUGGUGGCGCUCCUCUACCCCUUCUCCUGGCAACACACCUUCAUCCCGGUGCUGCCAGGGUCCAUGCUGGAUAUCGUCUGCUGUCCCACUCCGUUCCUGGUGGGGCUGCUCUCCAGUUCGAUGCCUAAACUCAAAGAGCUGCCUGUAGAAGAGGCUUUAAUGGUCGACCUGGGAACUGACCGCUUCAUUAGACAGAUGGAUGACGAGGCAUCGCUGUUGCCGCGGAAACUUCAAGCAGCUCUCGAGCAAGCGCUGGAGCAGAGGAAUGACAUCAUCACUCAGGACUCUGACAGCGAGUCAGACGAAGAGUAUAACUCGCUGAACAGCCUGGUGUCGGAGGCGUUCAUCCGCUUCUUCCUGGAGACUAUUGGACAUUACUCCCUGUUUAUCACUCAGAAUGAGCGUGGGGAGCGCAUUUUCCAAAGAGAGGCCUUCCGCAAAUCAGUGGCAUCCAAGAGCAUCCGACGUUUCCUGGGAGUCUUCAUGGAGUCUCAGAUGUUUGCAGGGUUCAUCCAAGACCGGGAGCUCAGAAAGACACGAGCUAAAGGUCUGUUUGAGCAGCGGGUAGAUCAAUAUUUGGAGGAGCUGCCAGACACAGAGCAGAGUGGAGUCAACAAGUUCCUCAGAGGCCUUGGAAGUAAAAUGAAGUUUCUCCACAAAAAGAACUGAGGAGACGACCUGAUCUUUCAAGUCUCUGCGUCAAGACGACUCCCAUUUUCAUCCUUUGUUUUGUUUUAAAUGUUCUAAAAGCAUGUACAUAUUAUUUCACUGUAAGCUGUGAUACUCUUCAGCCUAUGUUUAUAGUAUGAGAUAGCAAUAGCAGGACGGUACACAGCAUGUGAGUCGUAGAGUAACCACUGAUGUCUAGUCGUGCUUGUGAAGAGUGUUAUCGGAGUUUGUGAGUGUAUGUGACUUGCAGGUGGGCGUAGAUGUGCAGAUAUGUUUUCCUUUUUGCAUUAUUUUACGACAGUGUUUUUCUCUGUUUGACCUAAAGCUUAUUCAAAAACUGUACAUGCAAUACAAUGAAGAAGAUGCUUUGAACUCUUCCUGGAGAUUUUUACAGUCUUUUAUUAAAAGUGAUCAUUAAAAUUGUUUCAGUGCCCAAGUGUAAGCAUUGAACUUAAACUUUA